AUGUCAAAUUCGAGUUUAUGCAGUUAUGGAAGUUUGGCGCGUGUGUAUCUCGAAGAUGACGAAUGGAUAGACGAUGAGUCAUUCAGCAAGACUUGUUUCAGGCGGAUUCGAAAAAAACCGUAUCGAGCCGACAAGGAUCUAUUGCUUGCAUUAGGAAAGUCUUAUCUUGUUAUUUUUCGUCGAAAAUCGCCACGAACGCGAUCGUGUGUGUGUAUGUCCCCAUCAGAACUUUCUUCAAAAAGCAGUGUGGAGCAACGACAAGCAAGCGAAUUUCAGUGUCCUCACGUACAUUCGUUUGACGAUUACGAACAGUGGGCAGUUAUUGAGUACUCGGCUAUCAUACAGGUGCAGCUUACCAUUAACAAUUCGAAUCAAAAUGAGAACGUAUGUGCAAAACCCAAAGAUUUGAUUAUGGUGGUAAGGGACAGCAGUAAUUUGUGGCUCGAUUUUGAGCACAAUCUUAAUCGAGAUUUUUUUAUCGACGCCCUAAAGACUGCAUCUGCACCGCACGUGAUUAUUGAUUUCGAUUGUAGUGACCAUGACAAGUCAGUCGAAGGUAGAAAAGGUCUCAAAGUGUCCUUGCAAGAUGGCGUUGCUGACGUUUCAAAUCGAAAAACAACUUCACGAAUGGUCUUUGAUUUUCAGCGAGCAGCUUCUCGCUUGGCAGUGAUGCUUGCGGUCGAAAUUGAUGAUGGGGACCUUGACGUGGCACUGUACGGUGACAUAGAACAUGAAGUUAAUCUUCCCAUUCAAACUCUUUCCAGUGCUUACACCGGGCCAAAUCAGCCUAUCUCUGAUUUUAAUUUUAAACGAGAAGCUUUACGAAAGGCCAUUGAAAACAAAGCUCAAUUAGCACUUCAAAUUGCAAGUGAAAUUGAUCUACACAGCCCGCAAUGCCAUUUUAUUCUUGGCACAGCAAUGGAAUUGUCGUGUGUUCUUGACGAACCAGAUUUGUACACUCUCACGUGGCUUGUUAGUGGAUUUAUCAAUCUACAACGUUCGAAUUCGUCCACCAAAUCUAGCCCAACACGGUUAGCGCAGACGCAACUAGAGUAUGCGAUCAAAAUGGCUCGUGAAAAUUCAUUACGACAUUUGCUAGCUCUGGCAUUGGCAUGCUGUAGUGAUCUGCAUCGCCUUAGUACCCGAGAUAUGCCUACAGCAAGAAGUCUUCUCAUUGACGCCGCAAAAUUGAUGCCAAUGAAUGCUCUCAAUCUUGUCAGUAAGAUGCAACUUCAUCAUAAAAUACAUCAGCUUGGCAUCACUAAAUUUCGACCUGGAGACGGCGAAAGACAAGACAAGAAUAUUUUUGAUCUUUGGAAAGCUAUGUUUAUUGCCAUGUCUAAACCAGCACCCAUACAGAGUGAAGUACCUACUUCCCUGCUGUUACGUCCUUUGGUAAAAACCAGGACAGAGCGUUUUCGCCGUUGCUUUGUGCAAAUUUUCGCUGUGUCCGGUGCUGGAUUCACAACUGGACCUCACCAGAUUUUGCGUGUGUAUUUGACCGAGCAGUUGACAUUUGAAUGGCUUCGGCAAGAGGUUAUCGAACGUUGUAAUAUCAUCCCAUUGUACGAACAUGUUAAUGGAAAAAACUGUGCAGCGAGUGCACAAGUUCUUGGGUUUUACGACUCGAUGACAAAAAACAAAUCCAUAAUUUCGUGGAAUGCGGAUAUUCUCGAUGUGGUUCGCAUGGACUGGCACAUUAUUCGCGCUGUGGUCAUGAAACAAAAUUUGACAUCUAAAUCUAACUCACUAAGUUCACCACCAGUUCUUGUGCGAUGCUUCAAAUGCCGCAACCAGAUGCAUUUAACGGAAGUGGAUGCACAUUCUGGCUCUUGCCAAGCACUGUCAGAUACACGUCUGUCGAAUCAAUUCGACACUUGA
This is a messenger RNA of Plasmopara halstedii, 1881 nucleotides long. RefSeq lists its product as uncharacterized. The record is from RefSeq and is a predicted model, not a curated record. The transcript has a single exon. NCBI's taxonomy places the organism in Eukaryota, Oomycota, Peronosporomycetes, Peronosporales, Peronosporaceae. The coding region runs from base 1 to 1881 and encodes 626 amino acids.